AUGUCUUCACGGCAGCAUGUGGCUUUCCGGGCGUCCUACCGCAGAAUACGACUCUGUGCCCCGGUUCCUGGUCCCAACGCCGACUUUGGAAUGGCACCAGUGUUCGUGCCCGCCGGUGAUCACGCGGGCAAGCUAUUCGUGGGGAGGAAGACUGGCGAGCUGUAUUCGAUAUCGGCCGAUGAUGGACACGUCCUGUGGGAAACAGCAACUAGCCCCGUGGGCGUCAACGGUGGAUUGAGCUGGGGUAUUUCCGUUGACGAUUCCCGAGCCUAUUUCACUGCUACCAACUCAGACUACAAGACGUGGCAGCUCCAGCCCUCAAACCAGACGAUCAACAGGAGCGCGUAUGGCGCACUAUCUCUCUCAGACGGAAAGAUUCUCUGGGAGACCCCGGUUUCGAUGAAUGGUGUGUCUAUGGGCCCCCCUACGGUCGUGGGAGACCUCGUGCUUGUGGCUAGGACUGGGGAAGACCCGAAUGGGACUACGAGCUACGACGCGUCUCAAGGGGGGCUAGUGGUUCUCGACAAAGCUGACGGAACUGUUAUAACUGAUUUCGACUUGACGACCAACUUUCAUGGCGGUGUUGCUGUUGACGGGCCAUACAUUCUGUUUGGCACCGGGUACAGUGGUCCUGGCGCACCUGCCAAGGUGCCGGGCGGUUUUCAUGUGUUGCAAGUCGGGACAUAA
Messenger RNA from Diaporthe citri, 687 nucleotides. RefSeq lists its product as uncharacterized. The transcript has a single exon. Gene Ontology annotation, molecular function: protein binding. Lineage: Eukaryota; Fungi; Ascomycota; Sordariomycetes; Diaporthales; Diaporthaceae. The coding region runs from base 1 to 687 and encodes 228 amino acids. The record is from RefSeq and is a predicted model, not a curated record.